This is a messenger RNA of Seriola aureovittata, 8583 nucleotides long. It is a transcript of the gene gas2l1, whose product is annotated as growth arrest-specific 2 like 1. Gene Ontology annotation, biological process: regulation of microtubule polymerization or depolymerization; actin crosslink formation; protein localization to microtubule plus-end. The coding region runs from base 2456 to 5764 and encodes 1102 amino acids. Gene Ontology annotation, molecular function: microtubule binding; actin filament binding; cytoskeletal adaptor activity. The transcript is spliced from 5 exons. The record is from RefSeq and is a predicted model, not a curated record. NCBI's taxonomy places the organism in Eukaryota, Metazoa, Chordata, Actinopteri, Carangiformes, Carangidae. Gene Ontology annotation, cellular component: stress fiber; actin filament; cytoplasm.
CCUCCCUCUUGGCAGCGGGCUUUACUUUAAUUCAAACAAUCACACAUUCGGAGAGUACAUGAGCUGCUCCAAUAGAGGAGAGCCCACAUUUUAAAGAGAUUGUUUAAAGGGGAAAUGAGAUGGUGGAAAAGAUUUUUAAAGGCACAGUCAGACAUUUGUGAAUAUAUAAUUUACAGGUAUAUACACAUACAAUUCCAGAGUUGAAGAAAAUGGGGGUUUCUGUGCUUUGCAAUGAUUUUCAGUAUAAAAGCUUACAUAAAUAAUCAAAGAAGCAUGACACACAGACUUUCAAAAGUAUCAGAAACAUUAAAAACUUAGUUUUAAUUAGAUUUAAUUGAGUUUGUAUGAAAAGAUCUUCUAGGAUUCAUUGCAGUUUCUAAUCAUGUGCUUCAGAUUUUGGUUGUUUAGAAGUAGCCCACAGACUUCAGCAAGUUUCCCUGAUGUUUUCAAAAUUCUAACCUACCGUCAAAACCUGAAAAUCAGGCCUCUUGCACCAAUAUUUGACCCAAGGUUUUAAUUUUUGUUGUUGGUCUUGCAGUCUCAUUCUGGUCUUUGACAUUGUUUUCAAUGAUACAGAAGAAGUGGAGGAAUCCAACACCUUUUCCUGAGUUAAUGUAACGCUAAAGUUAACUACCUUCUAAGGUUCCCCUAAAAGUAGUCUGCUGUUGUGCAGUAUGUGACACAUUUCCUAUCAUGCACACUUUAGAUCAUGUGCUCCUGAAUUGGCCUCUCUGUCUUGUGCUGUGUUCUCAGCCUCUUUGAUUAGACUGGAUAACACUGUCCAUCUAUAGUGUAUCUCACUAUCUCCCCUUCUAAUCCCCAAUCUCCUGCUGUUUCAGGGUUUACAGGCUCUGUGAGAUCUUUGAUUUGUGCAAUGCCACUCACAAACCAACAAUCACACAUUCAUUACAAAACUUGCAAGAGUUUGAGGCAAGGCUGUUAAAGCUUAACCUUCUUCAUCAUAUCCUUUAAUCAUUGGUACGAUUAUACAGUGGGAAGGGAAUUUGUUGCAAUGGCUGUCUCAUGAUACUGAUGCAGACUUUAAAGACCUUUGUUGCUUUAGGCUAUUUGGGAAAGAGGCCACACAAAGACCUGCUUAUUGACGGACUAUAAAGCCAUCUUAUGUGUUGACCCUCAUGAAAAAUCAUAAAAAAUAUAUGGCUUGUUUUCGCACAGGGUGAACAAAACAGCGUGAAUCCACAAAUAUGCAAUGCAGUCAAUCCAACUCUAGCAUAAACUCAAAAAGAAAAAAAAGAAAAAAACACUUUUGAAUCACCACCAUCUCAACAAAAACUGAACAAGAUAAGUUUCACAAAUACUUCUUGUAAUUUGCUGCAAGUACAAUUUCUGAGGUGUUUGUACUUUGAGUAUUUCCUUUAUACUUUUACAUUUUAAGGAAAAAAGCAUGUACUUCUUUUACUACAGGUGUUCCAGAUUUAUAAUGAAACAUAAGAUCAACAUUUCAAUUGAGUCAUUAUAGAUCACUACACCCAUUUUUCCACCUCGACCAGGCUGAUACACAUCAAUGCAACAACAUUUAUAGUCCAAUAACAUAAUAUACAUCCUGAAAAUGGCCAUUAUGAGCAUUUUUGUUGAUGGUACGAACUUUUACAUUGUGCUAUUAUUACUUCAUGACCAAUAAUCAAUGGCGGCAAAGGUAUAGCUUUAUUUUAUAUUAUUAAGAGUAAAUUUUAAGACCAAUGAGUUUCGACUUCAGUUCAAAACGUGUAGUUCACUACACUAUGUGCUUGUAGUGGUAAAUGAGUGUUAUGAUAACCGCAAUCAUCUCAGGUUUAUUGGGAAUAAGAGUAUGUGCUGACUUGGUGAAGAUGGGGUUAAGUUUUCCUCCUCUGCCGAGCGUUUAUCCCUCAUAAUGGGAUGUGCCACCGAGUCGCUCUGCUGGUCUAAGCUACAGCAGGUCAACAUAUUCAGCGCGAGAGGCGGUGCAACAUGGGCUGAGCCUAUUUGCGGGGAAGAUGAGCUGUGGAUUCAGUGCAGCACAGUGGUCGUUAUUUCAUCGAUGAGGAGCUGACUUGACUGACUGACCGCCUCUGAGACACAGACAUGGUGACACGUGGAUUUUUUCGGGUGAGAGGACCCACCGGCCGCCGGGUGGAUUAACUGGUUGACGCAUGGGUGUGUGUCGCCGUUCCGGACUGCUCCGAUUUCGUUCUCGCUCCGGGACCCGGCGAUGCGCUCUUUAAAGGAAACGGGUUUCGCAGAGACAUCCGGAAAACGCAUCCAUGCGCCAGGGCCACUCCGCAUCCCGAAAUGCUUCUGACAACACAAAGCCUGGCUUCAAGGAGCUCCGAUAAGAAACCACACAUGCAAAUCGGCAUGGGUGCGUCAACACGGUUAUUUCGCUGUAUUUUGCGGAUGAGGCUUUGGAGCGCAGUUGUACAAUGAGACAAUCGGGAAUGAUCAAGUAGACUUUAUUGAUACAUAAUCCGACAAUAUGGCUGAUCAGAGCAACAUCCAGUCUGCCGCCUCCAAGAGUAUCCGGCCCUUUAAAUCCAGUGAAGAAUACCUGUACGCCAUGAAGGAGGAUUUGGCUGAAUGGCUGAACACGCUGUAUGACUUAGAUAUCACUGCGGACACCUUUAUGGAGGGGCUGGAGACGGGCUGUGCCCUCUGUCGGCACGCCAACAACGUGAACCGCGCCGCGCAGGACUUCCAGAUGGAGUAUCCGGAGGCAGCACAGUCCAUGAAAGUGCCAUCCAAAGAUGUUGUCUUUCAGUCGCGCAAUGUUAUGGCCGGCUCGUUUGUGGCGCGGGAUAACGUGUCCAAUUUCAUCACUUGGUGCAGGCAGGAGCUCUGGAUCAAGGACGUCCUCAUGUUUGAGACCAACGACUUGGUGGAGAGAUGCAACGAGAAGAAUUUUGUUCUGUGUCUCCUUGAGGUGGCGCGACGUGGGUCGAAGUUUGGCAUGUUGGCCCCCAUGUUGAUCCAGCUGGAGGAGGAGAUCGAAGAGGAGAUCCGGGACCAGGAGAGCCUGCGGAUCGAUGCAAGGGAGCCAGCUGAGCAGAGCCCGCCCAGCAGGUGCUUCAGUCGGAAGGAGAGCAGUCAGAGUGUGGAGGAUGAAAUUGAACCUGAUCCAGAGCCGUUCAUCUGGCAGCAGAAGAGAGUUUUAUGUGACAUGCGAAAUUUGGAUGAGUUGGUGCGUGAGAUUCUGGGCCGAUGUUCCUGUCCAGCUCAGUUUCCUAUGAUCAAGGUGUCGGAGGGGAAGUACAAAGUGGGAGACUCCAGUGCACUGAUCUUCAUUAGGGUCCUUCGUACUCAUGUGAUGGUGCGUGUUGGAGGGGGCUGGGACACAUUAGAGCACUAUUUGGACAAGCAUGACCCGUGCCGCUGCGCUGCUUUUGCCCACCGUUACCACCAGGCUAAAGCCAGUGGCCAAGGUCAGGGCGGCCAGAGCAAGUCGUCGAGUGCCCACUCGUCCCGCUCCACUAGCCCAGGUCCACACUGGCGAAAUGAUGGCAUAGCACCUUACAAGCCCCCAGACAGGCGCUCCAUGGAGCCCCCGUCUGCUCCAUGUGCCCCUUCCUCUGCCACACGGCCGGGCCGAUCUCAUAACACUUCUGUCCACACUGAGCCCGACUCCGGCGCAGCUCGUACUCUUCUCCCCCGGCCGCCACGAGACCGCUCAGAACCCCGCCACUUUAAUCCUCUCAGGAAUAAGGAGACAAUGUUGCCAGUGACAAGACGCCUAUCUGGAGACAGUGACUCCUCUACAGCGUCAUCUAAAGGAGGAGGAGGAGGAGGAGGAGGAGGAGGAGGAGGGGGGCGGUACUCUCUUGGUGGUGCCUCACGUCGCUCUGGUGAAGAAGUAGUCUUGCUUGUCAACCGCAAGGAAGGGAAGCAUAUGAUUGAGAGGCCCGGAGCAGGAAGUCAGACCCCCUCCCUGCGUCCCUCACUGCCCCGUGCACGCAGUCAAUCUCGGGAUCGUGCUGCACUUGCUCCAAUACUCAAACCUAACCCACCACAAGGAUCCUCUGAUGGAGCGCGGACGUCUCGCACUGAGAGGGGGCGCUCCCUGGGAAACGAGGGCCCGAGGAGGCUUCAUGCUCCACGUUCACACAGCCAGAGUAAGUUACCUAGCCGUACUCGGUCCAGCGAUGCCAGCCCGAGUCCGGCUUCCUGCUACAGAGACCCUCAGCCCCCACCUUCAGACAGACGAGAGGACCUGCGGGCCAAACAAGUGCCCCCAUCCUCUCCCAGAGUAGGUGGUGGCUUCGCCAGGAGGCAGUCGUCCUCGUGCUCCAACUCACCUAUUAAAGGGGUCCAGAACAACACUAGCGGCCCCAGCAAAAAGACUAUCACUACUCCCAGACCUCCUGCCCCUCGCUCACCCUCCGUAGGAAAAGGUAGACUACUGCCACCGGUAUCCUCAGGAGGUCGACGUUCACCACACUCAUCUCCCCGCAACUCUCACCAUCACGGCACUCGCUCCCCUCGGAUGUCACAGGGCCCCCGCUCUGCUGGGCGUGGCCACCAUAGGAACUGGCCUGGUCUGGAGCGCCAGGAGCCUGAGGAGGAAGGACUAGGCUUUGGCUUCCAGAUGCUGCCAACACUAGACCCCCAGAGGGAGCAGGACCUGUAUCGCAGCUUUGAGGCUGAGUUUCUGGCCAAUACACAGCAGGCUAGAGGAGGGUCUAGUAAAGCCCCAGGAGGAGUGAGCCUGCAGGGAGCUGGGACACAUUCAGUGCCAACACUCACUGAUCCUAAUGUCACUGACUCUGCCUAUUCCUCCUCUAACUCCUCCUCAUCCUCCCUGAAUGUGGGGGCAAAGAUAGGAACUCUGCCUGACCUCAGGGAAUCCAAGAGAAAUAAUCCCCGUCACUUCCCACUCGAGGACCCCUUACACUUACAUUAUGGACACAACUUUGGAGGACUACACAACUUUGGUCACGGAGAGCCUGAACACUGGGGGGAACGUGGAAUGGGUCUCAAGAAGUUGCCAGCCAUCUCUAGCUCCAUAGAGGAGAGGGAACUCCCAUCUUCGCUGCCUGGCCUUGGAGACACAGAGUCAGACAAUUUAAUGAAUCAGGUCCCCUCAAGACCUGCUUUCCACUGUAGGAAUAUGAAUGGAGACCAUGGAGGUUAUCCUCCUACCGGGGGGCUGACAGGUCAGCAGGGGGAGCUUGGCUGGGGCACAGGCCCUGAAGGAGAUGUUCCUCUGGAAAAUCACCAGCCGAACUUACCUUAUGACCUUGAAAAUGGUGACGGGAGUGAUGACCUUCCACCCCCAGAGGCUUGCCCAUCACCUGUGCCCCUUCCACCUUCUGAAGACUGCUCCUUCCAGGAUUCCUCGAGUGAAACCUCUUCCAUGUGCUUCAGCCUGAGCGAAUCCCGCUCUGAGUCCCCCCCACCAUCUUCACCCCUGGCCAACGGAGACACUGAGGGAGACGUGCUGCAGACUAAGAAAGGGCAGAAGAAGGCAGACAGGGUAGCACCUAUCUCAAAGCACAAACUGAGAAGCAGAAUCAGGCCUCGCAUCGACAACAGGCCAGAAAACAGCCCCUCGCGUAUCCCCACCCCGGUCAGCUACAGAGAUCUGCAGGCUCACGACACUCUUUCCCCCUGCCACACCCCACCGCUGUCCCCUCAGAGCUCCCAUUCUACUGGUCGUCCGGCCACGUGUAAGAGCCUGCACCAGGCCUUUGCAGAUAUGAUCCAUACUCAGCCACGUUCCCCAGCCAUGGGCAACAAAGAUUGCUCCUACCCUGGACAGUCAGGAAGCCUGGACACUGAAGCUUGGAUGUAGCACAAAACUGAUGGGUAUGACACAGGGGGUUGUUGUCAUGAACUUUGACUACUGUGUAAAAAAAACAGACUUAAGACUGGGCUAUAGACUGUUUUCAUUGCAUGUCAAACAUCACUUAGUUUCUCCCCUGUAUAACUGCGGGGGGUUCACAUUGCUUUUAUGUUGCACUCAAGCCAAAUUAUUUAUUACCAAAGGAAUGGUCUUUAAUACUACUUUUAAAUGUUGUUUUUAUGUAUGCAUGGGGAUGCUUUUGCCAAUCAUGAGGUGUGUUUGCUUUCUUUUCUUUCUUUCUUUUUUUUUUUUGCAGGACACUUGUGAAAUUCUCAUGGUUGACACAGAGAGGUAGAGAGAGAGCAUAUGUGCUGCCAUGUGCCCCACUGACGGGCAUGGUAAAGUGCCAGAGAUUUAAAGCUGCAACUCUAUACACAGUGUAAACCUUAAACCUUUAGUCAGAUCGAUUAGCUCCCUCUUGUGGUUUCCCAUAACAUCUCUGCUUGCCUUGAUAGUCAAAUUACUGGUUUGAUGACUGUGAUUUUCAGUCUCUUCACAUAUGACUCAAUAUUACACAUAUUUACAAUAUACUAAUAGGUAACAUAGACAAAGGAAUCCCCAUCAUUCUCGUGACUUUAUGAACAUUACAUGCACUACCAAUCUCUGUACAGUUGUCUGUGUUUAUUAUUACUGUAUGAUGUCAGCUUUUCACAAUCAGUUGAUGUAGUCGAGAUAGAUAAUAUGUUUCUAAAAUGCUUAUCGUGUCACCCAUUUUCAAGAUCAUGUUUAUUGCAGUAAAACAUUUGAACUUCUUCUUUUAAGUUGAUUAAGUGCAAACACUUGAGGAGCAGUGAAGGUUAUAUUAUAUAUACUUUGUGUCAUUGUCACUGAAACAGAUACGUUGAGACUUCUUCAUCCAACCAAACAGUACUCUGGAACAAAUAUAAAUAUAUGUGCAGAAAUCAAACGCUAAGGAGAAUGAAUGUGUAAAUACAUGUUGAUGAGCUCACCAUGAGAUGUGGGUAUUUUGUACAUAAAAAGGCAUUGAAUAUACAGUUUAAUGUACAUAUUCACUGUAUUAAGUUCUAUGCUGCCUUAGCUAUGCAAUAUUGGUGUUGGAAAUGCCUUGACAAUUCCCUUUGCCUUAAAAUUUAUUCGCAGGUUAGUUUUUGAAUGUUUUUGCUCAACACUAAGAUCUGUUCAGUAACACUACAUUGCCAUCAUUAACUGUUUCUGAUAGUAGAAAUUGGAGAGUUUGAGUCUGAAUGUGGGAAAAAAAAGUGAGGAACAUUGCCAAUUUUUAUUAUAAAUUAAAACUUGAUGUAGGUGUAACAAUGAAAGAUAAAGACAUACAAUUUAUUGCGUCUGAAACUUAGUAGUUGUUUUGAAACACCGGAAGCCAGAUAACCUUAGAUUGAUUUCAAAGACAUGACACAAUGUAUGGUGACAUCUAGUGGCUGAAGAACGACAUGUUUUAUUCACAGUAUAAAAAAAGAAAAAGAAAAGGAAACUAUAUUCCCGACACAGAAACCACGUCCUCUGUUUAGAAUGAAAUGUUCUGGUUCUGAUUAGGGUCAAUAGAGCCAGUAACAAUGGUAUGUUAAGGUGAAGUUUGAUGGAUGAAGAAUGAUUUUGACUUGAGUGACUGCAUGUGUGCAACAGUGCAUGAAUAAUAGAUACUGUAACUGGAUAUCAAGGUUCUCAUCUUAUGCUCUUACAGAGUUGUCAACCGUAUGAGAGGCCAGACUCCAGCUACAGUACUUCUGUUUCUUGGUAUUUAACAGGUGUGGACUUUGUAAAAUAUAUUUGAAAGUGGUGAAACAGUAGGAAUUGAAGUGUCAGUGUCCUGCAAAAACCCCAUAACAUCAAAAAACUCAAUUAAGAGAAAUUGGCAGCCAUUUGUUUUUGAAGUUUUACACAGGAGUCAAUGUCAGUCAGUAAGAAAGAACAAAAAACUUUUUUGCAGGACUCUGACACAGUGAAUGGGUUAAAAAUAGAGAGUGUGCAUAUCUUUGUGUACAUACUGUAUGGGAAUAUGUACAGAGUUGGAGUAAAGACGGGAAUGCAGUUGGUCUAAUUUAUUUAUUUAUAUAAUCAAGUCUCACUGGGCUCAAGUGACAUCUGUGUCCCAAGUACUGUAAGUGAAUACGUGUUAAGGGAAAUCCAAAUGAGGUGGGGCAUUUUAAGCUUUUUCAGUUUUCUCAAAAUUAUUCUGUAAACAAAAAUAAUCCUGCGAAAUGUUGCCAGUUUAAGAACUGGAAUGAUCCCACAGACAAACUAAACAUAUUUGGGCUGUAUUGCAAUAUUCAGAGAUACAAUAAUUUGAUUUAAUGCUGACUCCUUGUCCCUACAUUAAUUUAUGAUAUAUCAGUAUUGUUUGAGCUACAUUGAUCCAAUAUGUAACUGGCUAUCAGUUUCACCUUUUUAACCAGAUAUUUUCAUGUGUAACUUUUAAUUUUUUUUUGUUUGGUUUAUUUGAAGACAUUUGCAUUUUGAUCAACUGGUUUUUUAAAAUCUACCAGUUAACUGUGACUUCAUACAAACAUGCCAUUUCAUUUGGUAAUAAAUCACAGAAAUAGUUUCUCUUUGUUCUGCACACAAAUUUCAUGAAACACUCUCCCCCCAGUCAGCGAAAUCUGAAUGUUCAUGAUCAGACAAUUACUUGUUUGCUAAUGUUAUUUUCACUAAAACUUAAGUUAAAUGUACAGAUUGCUUGACAUUGUGGAAUUUGUAUGUAUGAAAUAGCAAUACUGCAAGACUUCACUGUUUUUUGAAGUUGAAAAUGCUGUCAAGUUGUUCUUGUAAUAAAUAUUUUCCUCUGAAGUUCA